Cyphomyrmex costatus is the source of this 594-nucleotide messenger RNA. RefSeq lists its product as uncharacterized. Gene Ontology annotation, biological process: transmembrane transport. The coding region runs from base 1 to 594 and encodes 197 amino acids. Gene Ontology annotation, molecular function: ATP binding; ATP hydrolysis activity; ATPase-coupled lipid transmembrane transporter activity. The transcript has a single exon. NCBI's taxonomy places the organism in Eukaryota, Metazoa, Arthropoda, Insecta, Hymenoptera, Formicidae. The record is from RefSeq and is a predicted model, not a curated record.
AUGAGUCUGGCGGCUCGCCUGAUCGAUCCCGAUCGCGGCUCAGUUCGCCUCGACGGCGUCGAAUUUACCGAUGUGACUCUAGAUUCGCUGCGCAAACAAAUCGGAAUCGUCAGCCCCGACCUGCCGCUGAUGCGAGGAUCGGUACGACGCAAUGUGUGCUAUCGCGACUCGAAAGCGUCGCAAGAGCACGUCGACUGGCUGGUCGACGAGUGCGGAUUGCGCGAUGUCAUCAACGAUUUGCCGGACGGCUGGGACACCGACGUCGGAGAGGCUGGAAAGCGACUCUCAUCUGGACAACGAGCCCGCGUCGCUCUGGCUCGCGCCAUGAUGGCGCGCCCCCGUGUACUGGUGCUCGACGAGUUCGAUGCGCAUCUCGAUCCCAAAACACAAGCAUUGAUGCGACGAGUCGUGAUGGGGCGGUCGGGAACGACGCUGCUGAUCAGUCACCGCGAAGAGAUGGUGCAUAUCGCCGAUGUGGUGUGGCACCUCAGGGAUGGUGAGUUGAUCGAGUCUGGACCACCCGGCCGGCUUUUGGCCGCUGAUGGCCCGACGGCGCAACUAUUCGCUGCCAACCCGGCGAUGGUCAGCGCAUGA